UAGCUAUUGAUGUCGGUAGCUAUUGAUGCUAGUCACCGUACUCAUCGUGGUUUUUAUUUUUUCCUGGAACACUUUCAUUUUAUGCCCUAAUUUUGUAGGUCUCUACGUUGACAUUUGCAAUUCAUAUUUUUAUAAAUUAACUAUUUGAUUGAUUAAAAAGAAUGGCUCCGAAAAAUAAAAAGAAAAAUAGCUUUUAUUUUUUCAUGAAGGAAAUGCAAGAAACAGAAGCUGCUAAAGGAAUAAGAAUUACCAUGGAGAAUAUGCCUCAAAUAGCUCAUCCUAUUUGGGCAAGACUGUCUGUAGCUGAAAAACAGCCAUAUGAAAAACUCGCAGAGAAACAUAAAAAUGAUCCUUGCCUCCGUGGUGGCAAAUUAGCUUCUGAUGGAACUCGAGUAGAAGUAAUUUAUGUUACAAAAUUUACUUUGUUAAACUAUAGCAACCUUAUGUUUUUUAUCACUUAUAUUUUUCUAGAAUUUACGUCGAGAAGGCCAUUUUAUUUUAUUGCUUUUAAUCUCAUGUGUAAAACAGAAACACAUUAUUACCCUAAUGAAGUUGGCUUAGUGGAAUAUUCAAUCAAAAAUGGAAUUCACAGAGAGUACCACAAGAUCAUUUAUCCAGGUCGUAUUCCCACUGGUUAUGCUGGCGAAGCGAAACGUUUAAGUGAAGUACAUGAAAUUGAUAUUUAUGGAGAAAGCUGCAGCGAAAGAAAUCUGAAGAAAGUGUAUGAUGAAAUUAAAGAGUUUACUAAUCCUGAUAAUUCUGAUGAAUAUCCACCUCUUUUUUGUAUUGAUGAAAUGAUAGAAGGAAACUAUGGAUGUCUUGAUUUCUUAGCUGAUGUAUCUCGUGAAAAAAAUUGGUUUGACAUUUGGGAUGCAACUAAUCUUUUAGUGAGUCUCAGAGGGGGUGCGGAUGCUGAGAUUCAGGCUCCAAUUGCCCGUGAUCUUCUUACGAAAACUAGUUUUAACUAUCAUCCUAGUGCAAGAUGUGAGUUUCAUGAAGACAAAGAUAAUCAUAAUUGUGCUUUGGCCUAUUGCAAGCGUCUUUGUUAUCUGCUCUCUGAUGCUGUGUGCUUACAAUAUGAUGUUGAAAUAACUGAAAGCCACAUGCCAGCCAUAUCAUCUGAAGAUAAGCCUUACACAGUUAUUAUUUCAAAUGAUCCACCUAAGCUAAGUCGUAACAACUACAAUCCUCCUCUACCAUUAGACAGUCGAAGCACCUAUUAUUCUGGUACAGAAAGUGAAGUUGAUCAGUUCUCUGAUAUUCAGAGUGACAUUCAAAGUGUGGUAUCUUCAUCUGUAACUAGUGGCCAUAGACAACCAGCAUCAACUUGCAUGUCUGCUCAGAUGGCUCGAUUAAGACUAAACAUGACACCAGCCACAGCUCCUGGUCAUGGAAUUGGAAGGGGUCAAAAGCGAGACUAGAUUAAACUUGUAAUCCCAACUUAUCACUGUGAUAUCAGUAAUUUUUAAGGUCAUAAAAGAUCUUGUUUGUUGUUGUGAAAAAGAGAUUUCUAUAAUUCAUUCAUAUCUAUCGCAUUUUCAUUUCAUGGUUGUACAUUUUCCAUUAUUUUUAAUUUAGCCAAAUUGUCUAUAAAUGAUAUAGUAAAUAUCUUUUAAUGCCAGAACUUGUGCAUUUGUAAAAGCUAAUUUUAAAAUGUUUUGAAAUGGUGCCUUCCUUGAGCUUGUAAUGUUGAACUCUUGAAAUGGUUGUAUAUCUGCAUUUAGUAAAUACUUGAGCAAUUAUGAAUCAAAAUGUAGUUUUUAAUUGGCUUAAGGUUUUAAAUUUUAAUUAUGUUGGUUAUUGCAUUCAAUUUGCCUAGCUGCCAUAUAUAUCAGGAUUAAAAAUACAUUUUAAUUAGUUUGCAUUUAUCUUAAUUUUAUAAUUACAAAAAUAUAUGAUACAGUUCAUCAAACAGUUAGAAAGAUGUCAAUUAAAUUUCGAAUCACUACUAAUGAACGCUCUGUAAAUUUUAAAGUAUCUUGUAUGUUAAUAAGCAUAUUAAUAUAAUAAUGCUACAAAUAAAUAUUUUUUGUUAUAUUUUAGUGACCUGUAAGAUUUAAAAAGUAUCUGAACUUCGAUGGUAAUUUUUCCUGUAACUAAUUUAAAUUGAAUAGCCAUAUAAUUUAUGUAUAUUUUAUUUACUUUUCACUUAUGAUGAAUCAUUAAAUGUAGAAUUUAUUUUCUAAUUUUGGUUUUAUUUUUAAGAAAGUAAAGUAAUACUGUUCUCUACUUUUAACAUUGAUAUAUUUUUGGUUGCUCAUAAUUGCUGAAAAUGUUUUUCAAUAUUUUUUUUACAAAUAUAAUUAAAAUGUGAUUAAGUUUAUUUUAUGUUUAAUAAUAAGUCUUAAUUAAUGAAACUCAUAUUAUAACUUUUCUUUUUUACUAAAUAUGAAAAAAUUUAUUUAUUUUAUACUUUUAUUUAAAAAAUUAUUUUUUAACCUUUAAUUCAGCAAACAUAAGACAGCAUAGUUUAUUAAAUUAAAAAAAGAAAAAAAUUUAAAAAAUGCUGGUAAAAUAAAAAUGUAAAAUCAAAGUCAUUUUGACUGCAGACGUGGAAAAGCCAUUUAUAAAUUUACUGUGAAUUGUGGAUAAUUUUCAUGCCUCUAUUUUAAUUAAUCUUUUAUAUUUGUUUCUUUAAUAAAUUUUGUUUAAUUGUAAUUAAGGUUGAUUGUAAUAAAGAAUGUGUCUAAAGUAAA
Parasteatoda tepidariorum (common house spider) is the source of this 2696-nucleotide messenger RNA. The record is from RefSeq and is a predicted model, not a curated record. Lineage: Eukaryota; Metazoa; Arthropoda; Arachnida; Araneae; Theridiidae.